AUCACAGUCUGAGUUUCCACUUGCCGCUUACUGCGGGCUGGUUUCGGUCAACCCAGCAGCUCCCUCCCCUUCAUGUCUCCUCCCCUACAUCUGUCAGUGGUUCACUCUCUGGUACAGGUCAUUCGAUGCUUGCCAACAGCCACGCCAUGGGACAGCCAUCAGUUCCCUCCCCCAACUGGAUUUCCAUGGCGGAAACCGAGGGCUCGCCGUCACUCACGGCGUCGAUCGACGCCUAUGUGUUGCGACCGCUGCAGCGCGCGUCGUCCGCCAUAGGGUCGGGCGACCUCUGGCAGCGCGCCGCCGACAUGGAUGAAGCCGUCGCACAGUCGCACACAGGCAGCACAGCGACGACGAACGAAUCGGCUGCGACAGGGAAGAAGUGGAGCGUGAUGGGAUCGACGGCGCGCAAGGUGCAGCGGAUGCUGUUUGCGGACAAAUCAGCUUCAGUCGCGGAUAGAAAGACCAAGCGGCUGUUGCCGUCGCUGCUCUCGAGCAGUCGCCGGCAGGAGCGCGGGCACGAGAUGACCCUGCGGGGAGUCGCAGGCGGCAGCUGCCGGGUGGAGAGCGAGAGCGCGGACGACGGCGGCGAGGACGGCGGCUUCGGGCUGGAGCGACGAAGCGUCUCCUUUCCCCACUUUGCCGACGGCGAAAUCAUCGACAGGGUCGCGAGCGCGGAGGAGCGAGGGGUUUCGGAACCCGGCGUCGCGGAUCCAGAGGGGCGCUCAGAAGGCGACCUGCUGUCUCCGCGGUCGACGGCUGUAGCAGCGGGCGCGGACGGACCGCGACCGCUGAAUGCGGACUCAGCAUCACGGCCCGAACUAAACAGCCCCCACUGGAGAAUAGCGUCCCCUGUCGCCGUGCUGCCCCGCCCCGUGCGCCCUCAGACAGCCCCCAGCGGGAGCGACUCUUCCCUCCACGUCGACGCGCCUGAUUCCGAUUCCUCGCGACGCAAAGCCGCGCCAGUUGCGCCUGCCGUGCCGCAGGAGUUGAGUGCGGCCUCGGGCGCAGAAGUCCAGCCGCGGCUCGCCGACGAGCGGUCACCCGUCGCCGCCUCGGAGCCUUCGUGUGCCGCCCUUACCCUUUCUGAGCCUCUCCCGCCCAUUGACGCCUCCCUGAUGCCACCGCUGCCCUCCCCGGCCGCGCCCCGUCCUCCCAGCAGCGGCGGGAACAGAAGCGGCAGGCUGAGGGCGGAGAGGGGGAUGCGCGGGGGUGAGAGAGGGGGGGAAGGGCUUCGAGUGGAUGUAGCAAGCAGGCGGCAGCGGUCGAGACACAGCGGCGAGCUGGCGUGGGCGGAGGCGCUGGGGGGGCAGGUGUUGGAGCGAAGCAAGACGGCGGAGAGAGACGCGAGCUCGAGAGGGCGGGUAGCCAGGGGAAGUCCUCGCGUGGGGGGCCACCAUCACCUGUGGGCUUCCUGGGACUGCGACGCGGGCACGGGGAUGGGGCGUGGAGGCCCAGACUCUUUGCAGGACGGGGUAGAGAGUUUGGAUGAAGCAAGCUGGGGGGCUGUUUCGGUGAGGGAAAGGCCAACAUCGUCAGGAGGCAGGGUGCCUAGCACAGCUGUGAGCCCUCGGGUGGUGAGGUUCAAUUUCAAGCAGCACAUCCAGCAAGUAGCGUUGGCUACAGCACGUGAUGAAUUGGCCCAAUAAGGUUGUAGUAUACCUAAUUCCUUGUACCUGAACGUCUAAUAGAGCGUAGCUAGAAUGACUUUGUAGGUACUUUUCCCCUCAUACGUUCUCAAUGGGAGGUACAACACAUUACCUUGUUUUCUAACUCUCUGCCGUCUGCUGAUCUAACAGCGAAGCAUCAAGGUUGAGGGAAGUCUGUUUUAUGGCAUG
Molecule: messenger RNA, 1835 nt
Organism: Closterium sp. NIES-67
Lineage: Eukaryota; Viridiplantae; Streptophyta; Zygnematophyceae; Desmidiales; Closteriaceae
Source: the annotation of a GenBank genome assembly